Molecule: messenger RNA, 354 nt
Organism: Trichoplax adhaerens
Lineage: Eukaryota; Metazoa; Placozoa; Uniplacotomia; Trichoplacea; Trichoplacidae
Exons: 5
Coding region: 1-354 (117 amino acids)
Source: RefSeq, a predicted model, not a curated record
AUGAAGUUGGAACUCUAUGCUUCUGAGGGCGUAGAGAUCCAAGAUCACCUUCGAAUCUAUGUUCAAGUUAGGAACUAUCUAACAGCAAAAUGUCGCGAUGAAGUUGAGUGGACUACUUCGAAAUGUCAUGGUGAACAACAUAUCAGCAGUAUUUUGAAGGAUACUGUAAACCCGUCUUAUUUAGAAGUAAGAGAUAUAUCAGGGGGCUGUGGUUCUAUGUAUGAAAUUCUAAUUCAAUCCGAUAAUUUUAAAGGAAAGUCGAUCAUUCAACAACAUAGAAUGGUUAAAGAGGCUCUCGCAGAAGAAAUUAAGAAUAUGCACGGUUUAACUAUUCGAACGUCAGUACCAAAGUAA